Oncorhynchus masou masou (cherry salmon) is the source of this 3256-nucleotide messenger RNA. RefSeq names its product gastrula zinc finger protein XlCGF57.1-like. NCBI's taxonomy places the organism in Eukaryota, Metazoa, Chordata, Actinopteri, Salmoniformes, Salmonidae. The transcript is spliced from 3 exons. The coding region runs from base 1 to 1428 and encodes 475 amino acids. Gene Ontology annotation, biological process: regulation of transcription by RNA polymerase II. The record is from RefSeq and is a predicted model, not a curated record. Gene Ontology annotation, molecular function: RNA polymerase II cis-regulatory region sequence-specific DNA binding; DNA-binding transcription factor activity.
AUGUAUAAACUCCAGUCGUUUCGUGUGUUUUUAAAUGAGCUUUUAACAGAGGCAGCUGUGGAGAUUUUCGAGGCACUUGAGCAAACAGUAGCGGACUACCAGGAGGAGAAUGAUCGACUACGGAGACUGCUGCGGAUCACACCGGAAAUACAACUACGUAGAACAGACUCCCUGCAGCUCUCUGUCUCUGAGGAGGAGGUUCUCCCUGAGCAGCAGCACUGUGAGCAGGAGUGGGACUCCCUGCAGCUCUCUGUCUCUGAGGAGGAGGUUCUCCCUGAGCAGCAGGAGUGGAGCCCCAGUCUGGGGCAGGAGAACCCAGAACUUCCACAGAUUAAAGAGGAACAGGAGGAACUCAGGACCAGUCAGGAGGAAGAGCAGCUUCAAGGACUGGAGGCUGAUAUCAUAGAGUUCAAAUUCACUCCUUCCUGUGUGAAAAGUGAAUGUGAUCAGGAGGACCCACUUCAGUCCUUGACUCUUCUCCAAACCCAGACUGUGGAGAACAGAGAGAGUGACCCUAAACAAGUGGAUCUCACACCUUUUGUUACUGUGACCCACCUUAAGGGUCUCUACAUUCCCUGUGACCCUCCAGAUAAUCAGAACAAUCCCUCCAGACAAAUCUCAGCCGUAAGUAGCGACCCAGCAGCACUUGACUGCAGCCUGCCAUUGGAUCCAAAUCCAUCAUUGGUGGAACACUGUUUCAAACCCAGCACCACGUCUGGAAAAACAUUUGCAGAGAGAACUGACCUGCAGAGGCAUGUGACUCUCAUCAAGAAGAGACUCAGUGAAUGUCGCUUCUGCAAAAAACACUACAACUCCACCUGUAAACUGAAGGCCCAUGUCUGCCUCUGUCACAGUGGGAAACCCAACACCUGCCCUGUUUGUGGCAAGACCUUCAAACUCAAAGUAGAUCUGUCCAAGCACAUGAGGAUUCACACAGGGGAGAAAUUUGAUUGUUGUGGCAACUGUGGGAAGAGCUUUAAUCGCAAGUGGACCCUAGCCGCACAUAUACAGAUUCACACAGGAGAAAAAACAUUUAACUGUGCUGACUGCGGGAAAAGCUUCAAUUUGAAGGAGAAACUUAGGAAACAUAAACAUACUCACACAGGAGAGAAAUCAUUUAGCUGUGGAGACUGUGGGAAAAGCUUCAAUCAGAAGGGGGCCCUAAUUAAGCAUAUACGAACUCACACAGGAGAGAAAUUAUUUAGCUGUGAUGACUGUGGGAAAAGCUUCCAUUUAAAUGGGAACCUAAAGAAGCAUGAACUGACUCACACAGGAGAGAAAUCAUUUAGCUGUGAUGAUUGUGGGAAAAGAUUCAAAUGCAGGGAAAACUUAACCAUGCCUAUACUGACUCACACAGGAGAGAAACUAGCUGUGGUGACUGCGGGAAAAGCUUCUCCCAGAAGGGGAACCUUAGUAGGCACAUACUGACUCACACAGGAGAGAAACCAUUUAGCUGUGUAGACUGUGGGAAAAGCUUCUCCCAGAAGGGGACACUAACGGCACAUAUACGGACUCACACAGGAGAGAAAUAAAUAAGCUGUGAUGUGUGCAGAGAAAGCGUCUCUCGAAAGUCUAACUUACUGAUCCAUGUGGAAAACAGGAUGAAAACUGAAACUAAACAGAAAAUUAGUACAAAGAUCUAUUUAGUCACAAGAUGAGAAUAAAAAGGCAGGAUGUGGACAAUACUCUGAGAACACGCUCAUAGACUCACAUCUAUUGGUUGGUGGAGGACAAUACGAUGAUACCUCUCCUAGGGACCUGCUCUCCAUGCUUCAUGAUUAAAGUUUCUCUGGUCUCUGAGAUAUUCUAUUGGUAACCUGCUGUUUCUCUCCACAGUGCUCUCUGCUACUCUCUGGUCUACAUGGAGGGUCUAGCUACUUUACAUCUGUCUGGAGGGAGAGAUAGAGGUCACAGAAUGAGGUUUCUAGUCUCAACACUCUCCAAGGUGUUUUAGAGGAAAAGAUUAACUUUUCAGGUCAUGUCACAAGUGCCUUCUCCUCUGACAAUGGCACUGCUAAUUAACUCAGUGAUGACACUUCUCCUUUCUCCCCACUAGAUGGCACUGUUUGAGAUAUGAUCCCAUCACACCAUCUCUGUUGUAUGUAAAACAUGUUAGUCAUUUGAAAUCAUUCUUCACAGACCUAUGAGGGUAUAACGUUAAAUGAAUCAACACUGUUACCCAUUACCAAACACAUUGAAACAGACACACACUGUAUUACAGCUAAACAGGACCAUGCUAAACUGAACCAGACAUGACUGACCAUAAGGGGAUGUCAUAGAAUAGAUGUUGUGUACUGUGGGGCCAAAGGUGACUAUAAAUCAGGAUUAGGUUAACAUCUGAGUGGUAUACUACGAAGUAAGCUAAAUCAACUCAGGGUUUUCUAAAGCUAACCUGCUUCACAUUCCAGCUCAGGCUUCAUCCGUACUAUGACAGUGGACAUUGCUCGUCCGCCUGCCGCUAACUCCAGCAGGCUUGUAGCUGCGCUUCCACAUCACACAUGGUUUGUCGAACGCCAAACUCUUCAUUGAGACGGUGCUGAAAAAUCAACCCGUGUGCGAGUCAGUGCCACAUUUUCAUUUGUGAAGAUUUGAAAAUGAAAGAAAAUUGAUCUUACAGAUUCAGCAGACUGGUGUGAAAUAGGCUUUUAGAAGUGAUGUCUUUAUUUGACUACUUAUCAGUACUGCCGUCUUUGGUCUGCUUAUCGCUCCUUAUUCUAUGUGUGAAACAGCUUGUUGUGUUGUGGCCAUAGACAUCAUCCAUAGAAAGGUUUUGUGACCUCUGGCCCUGUCAAUUUGACUGUUAAACUCAUGGGUACACUAGCAAUGGCUGGCAGUUUGACUUGAAUAGGAACUACCAUCUAUGGAUUCUAUGUCUAUGGUUGGUUGUGGCUGUCAGAUUGACUUGAAUAGGAACUACCAUCUAUGGUUGGUUGUGGCUGUCAGAUUGACUUGAAUAGGAACCACCAUCUAUGGUUGGUUGUGGCUGUCAGAUUGACUUGAAUAGGAACUACCAUCUAUGGUUGGUUGGCUGUCAGAUUGACUUGAAUAGGAACUACCAUCUAUGGUUGGUUGGGGCUGUCAGAUUGACUUGAAUAGGAACUACCAUCUAUGGUUGGUUGUGGCUGUCAGAUUGACUUGAAUAGGAACUACCAUCUAUGGUUGGUUGGCUGUCAGAUUGACUUGAAUAGGAACUACCAUCUAUGGUUGGUUGGGGCUGUUAGUUUGACUUGAAUAGGAACUACCAUCUAUGGUUGGU